Molecule: messenger RNA, 384 nt
Organism: Magallana angulata
Lineage: Eukaryota; Metazoa; Mollusca; Bivalvia; Ostreida; Ostreidae
Exons: 4
Coding region: 1-384 (127 amino acids)
Source: RefSeq, a predicted model, not a curated record
AUGCAACUGACUUUUAUAUUUGGAUUAAUCGAAAUAACAGUGGCAGGUCAGUUAUGUAUGAACUGCAGAGACUUAAACAGCCCCCACGAAUGCUACUUGGUGACCAGAUGUGGUAAUCACCAGCAAUGCUACAUUGAAAAGUAUGUUAGACACAACGCCAUUUAUUAUGACUUGGGAUGUAAAAGUAAUGUUGUCUGUAGCAGCAUAGGUGGGCCUCAAACAUCAAUAGUUGGAAGAAGGAAGGUUAUGUUAAAGGAAGGUGCUCCCGAUUCGUUUGAAGUUGAUUUUGAUGAGGAUGACGACGGUAAAUUUCCUGUUUGUGAAUCUUGCUGUAACACUACUGCUUGCAACAAUGGAGGCUCUUGUGGAGUUGCAGGUUUUUAA